GAAGAAGAAGAAUUAAUGGCCACAUCUCCAUCUCCAUCUCAAUCUCCAACUACAUUCAUUACUCACCUUCAUAUCAAAAAGCCAUCAAGUUUAUACGCCAAUCAAUGGAGUAUCAGUACUCUCGAAUGCCAAAAAGUCCAAAAAGCUCUUGAGACUCAUGGCUUCUUUCUAGUCAAAUAUCAUGAUGAUCAAGAACAAGAGCAAGAUGAAUGUUCUCUCUUGCAUGAGACCUUCUCAUCCUUGAACCAACUCUUCAACCUCCCUCGAGAGACCAAGCUCAAGAACUCAUCUCUACCUCCUUACUACACCUACUUUCGCACCACUGUCUACGAAACCCUCGCCGUUGUCAAUUCCUUUUCCUCCUCCGGCCAACUCCUCUCCUUCACUCAACUCAUGUGGCCUCAUGGCAAUCAAAAGUUCUAUGAAACAAUGAGGAGAAUGAGUGGCAAGUUGAUAGAGUUAAGCAAGAUUAUAUUAUGCAUGUUGUGCAAGAGUUAUGGUGUUAUUGGGAGGACUGAGUUAGAUCAUAGUGCUGCUGAUCAUGAAGCAACCAUGGAUCCUCUUUUUAGGAUGAUGAAGUAUUCAGCUCCACUAAGCAAUAACAAUAAUGAUGGUGACGGCGACGGUGACGGUGACAACGAUGAAGAUGAGGAACCAAUCCUCAGACUCACCCCUCACACCGACCAGAAUUUUGUGACAGUUUUAUGCCAAAAUGAGGUUGAUGGACUUAUGUGCAAGUCCAGGGAUGGAGAGUGGAUGAAAGUCAACCCUUCUCCUGGUUCCUUCAUCGUUCUUGCUGGUGAUGCUCUCAGAGUGUGGAGUAAUGGGAGGAUACAUGCACCAUUGCACAAAGUGAUGAUGAAGGGAAAGAAGGAUAGAUUGAGUUUUGGGAUGUUUGUAGGUCCAAAAGGUGAUAAGGUGGUAGAGGUGUUUGAUGAGUUUGUUGAUGAAGAAGAAGGACGGCCAGCUAUUUUCAAACCAUUCAUCUUCUUGGAUUAUCUUAAUUUUUCUUUGGAGAAUGUUUGCAGAGCUGAGACAAUGCUUGAUUCCUUUGAAUGCAUUAAUUCAGCCUGAUCCUUAAUUCAUGAUAAUGCUUUAUAAAUUGUUAUUCAUUACUUCAUUUGUGAAGUACAAGAAAAUUUACUAGUUAAAAUCA
Dioscorea cayenensis subsp. rotundata (Guinea yam) is the source of this 1156-nucleotide messenger RNA. Its product is annotated as probable 2-oxoglutarate-dependent dioxygenase AOP1. The record is from RefSeq and is a predicted model, not a curated record. The transcript is spliced from 3 exons. The coding region runs from base 16 to 1074 and encodes 352 amino acids. Lineage: Eukaryota; Viridiplantae; Streptophyta; Magnoliopsida; Dioscoreales; Dioscoreaceae. Gene Ontology annotation, molecular function: dioxygenase activity.